UUGUAUUCUUAUAUUCUCCUUGAAUUGUUGGUUCAGUUCUUUGUGCAUAUUUCUAUUUAACUGUCCAAAUACAAGCACAUGUCUUAGUGACAGAAAAUGAACUUGUGAUGAAAAGUUAAGUAGGAUGGGAAAAAUGAUGGAUUUUUCUAAAUAGGAUGAAACGAGGAGGAGGAGGAGAUAGUGGCCAUGACUCACCUGAAGAAGGCCCUGCAGGGAAACCUAAGAGACUGAGGACCGCACAUGAGUGCGCUCGGCCUUGUGACUGGGGCAACCUUCUGCAGGACAUCGUUCUCCACGUGUUUAAGUAUUUGCCUCUUCUUGAUCGGGCUCACGCUUCCCAAGUGUGCCGGAAUUGGAAUCAGGUCUUUCACAUGCCUGACCUGUGGAGAUGUUUUGAGUUUGAACUGAAUCAGCCAGCUACAUCUUACUUGAAAGCUACACAUCCAGAGCUGAUCAAACAGAUUAUUAAAAGGCAUUCAAAUCACCUACAGUAUGUCAGCUUCAAGGUGGACAGCAGCAAAGAAUCCGCUGAAGCAGCUUGUGAUAUAUUAUCGCAGCUUGUGAAUUGCUCUUUAAAAACACUUGGACUUAUUUCAACUGCUCGGCCAAGCUUUAUGGAUCUACCAAAGUCUCAUUUUAUCUCUGCACUGACAGUUGUGUUUGUAAACUCCAAAUCCCUGUCCUCACUUAAGAUAGACGACACCCCGGUAGAUGAUCCAUCCCUUAAAGUGCUAGUGGCCAACAACAGUGACACACUCAAGCUGCUAAAAAUGAGCAGCUGUCCGCAUGUCUCUCCAGCAGGUAUUCUGUGCGUGGCUGACCAGUGCCAUGGCUUACGAGAACUGGCCCUCAACUACCAUUUACUGAGUGAUGAGUUGUUGCUCGCACUGUCCUCUGAAAAGCACGUUCGCCUAGAACACUUGCGUAUUGACGUGGUCAGUGAGAACCCUGGACAGACACACUUCCACACACUUCAGAAGAGCAGCUGGGAUGCCUUUAUCAAACACUCGCCCAAAGUCAACCUAGUGAUGUAUUUUUUUUUAUACGAAGAGGAAUUUGACCCAUUCUUUCGUUAUGAAAUUCCCGCCACUCAUCUUUACUUUGGGAGAUCAGUAAGCAAAGAUGUGCUUGGCCGCGUGGGCAUGACCUGCCCAAGACUAGUAGAACUGGUGGUGUGUGCCAAUGGGUUACGGCCCCUGGAUGAAGAGUUAAUUCGCAUUGCAGAACGUUGCAAGAAUUUGUCAGCAAUUGGGCUGGGGGAAUGCGAAGUGUCCUGCAGUGCUUUUGUUGAGUUUGUGAAGAUGUGUGGGGGCCGCCUGUCUCAGCUGUCCAUUAUGGAGGAAGUGUUAAUUCCUGACCAGAAGUAUAGUUUGGAGCAGAUUCAUUGGGAAGUGUCUAAGCAUCUUGGCAGGGUGUGGUUUCCAGACAUGAUGCCUACUUGGUAAUGGUUGCAUGAUACAGGGCAUGAUGAAUAAAUAGUUCCUUAAUUUUAAGAAAAUGUAUUAUAAUAAAAGUUUAUUUGCUCUAGAUCUGAUGUAAUUCUACUAUUUUGUGGCACAGAAAUUUGGUAUCUUUGGUGAGCUUAUAUAAUGAAUGAUACUUGUCAGAAGACCUACAGUUUUAUGUUUGUUUAUGAUAGCUUAAUAGCAAUCAAAUGUUUAAAGAUUAAAAGAAAAUGUGGUUUCAUAUUUGAAGGUAAUAUUCAGUUACGAAAAUGAGACAAUUCAUAGUCUGAAGGAAACAACAUGUAUAUUCUAAUAUCUAAGAAGUGUACUAAUAUAGUUUUCUGAAAUGUUCUCUAUGCAUUUUUUUAAAAUGUAAACUUGACAUUUUAGGGUCUUCAGUUAUAAAUACACCUGUUAUAAGGUGUGUCAUAUAGCUCAGGAAAGUGAGCAUUUUGUGAGAGAAAUGUAUGAUAUAGUUCAUAAGAGGUUGGUUGAAUGUUUUCAGAUGUUAUGAACCUGUUUUAAAAAUAAAGAUAUAAGUAUAUAUACUACCCGAGUACACAGAACACUGAUAAAUGUUGCAGUGGCUAUUAAGGAUGGCCACAGAGCCAGGAUCAAAUCUAAAGAAAUGAGUGGAGUAGAAGAAAGGUAGUACUUAGCUUUGUAUACCCAUUAGCUGUACUGUGUAAUAUGCUAAACCAUGUGAGUUCUUUCUGUUAUGUUACUAAUGUUUGUGGUACCUGAGGUAUUGUAUGUAAAGGAAUGCUUUAAUCUCUCUCUUUUUUUUUUAAAUCUUUGUUUGAACUAGUUUUAAACUAUUACACAAUAAAUGAAAUUUUUACUUAAAAACUAAAUUGGAAAUUAAAAGUAGAACUUCCUAAAUUAUGUAUGAACAGUUUCAUGAAAGAAUAUUAGUCUCCAGUGAACUUUAAUGAUGGUUCAUGCUUUAACUUUGGAAUUAUAUAGCUUCGAUAAAUACAACUUUAAAAAUCAAAAGGAUUAUCUGUAUAGUUCAGAAACACUAAAUUUAAAAGAGGAUAUAU
Molecule: messenger RNA, 2488 nt
Organism: Acomys russatus (golden spiny mouse)
Lineage: Eukaryota; Metazoa; Chordata; Mammalia; Rodentia; Muridae
Gene: Fbxl3
Product: F-box and leucine rich repeat protein 3
Exons: 4
Coding region: 156-1445 (429 amino acids)
Biological process (GO): regulation of cell cycle; G2/M transition of mitotic cell cycle; SCF-dependent proteasomal ubiquitin-dependent protein catabolic process
Cellular component (GO): SCF ubiquitin ligase complex; cytosol; nucleus
Molecular function (GO): protein binding
Source: RefSeq, a predicted model, not a curated record